This is a messenger RNA of Meloidogyne enterolobii, 4655 nucleotides long. The record is from the annotation of a GenBank genome assembly. Lineage: Eukaryota; Metazoa; Nematoda; Chromadorea; Rhabditida; Meloidogynidae.
UUUUUCAGGUUUUACAAUGACAGAAAAUAACGAAAAUUUUGACGACAAAAAGGAUGCCAAAACCGACACUUCAACAGCUUUAUUUGAUUCGUCUUCUUCAGAGCAACAACAACCACAAAUGACUUACAGUCGUGAAGAAAUGCUUGCUUUGAGAGACGCGAGGUUGAGCAGAAUUAGACCGCCUGAACUUUCACGAGAUUUCGACAGUGAUAAGGGACUCUUCUCUCCUGAUAAGUGGGUGCAAUAUAAAUGGCAAUGUGAAGGUGUUGAACCUCGUGGAAGGCGUCGAAAUAAUAAUAAUAAUUCUGUGCCGGUUACGGGCAGUAAUGCUUUGCCGUUGGCUGCAAUGUCAGCUGGGGCAAAUCCAAAGACUUUGAGUUCAAUAUUGGAGUCUACUAUAGCUGCAACUAAAAAUGAUGAUUUUUUGGACAAUCACCACACUUUGUUGUCACCACAGAGACGGGGAUUCUCUUCUGGAUGUAAAGCGGCAUCUCCGCCAAAGUCGGCCGACAAAUCUCAUCAUCAACAACCAUCUUCUAGCCGUUCCCGUUGGCAAAUUAAAAAUAAUGGAAUUGACUUUAAACCUGCUUUUCAAAAGAAUGCUCUUGAAGCAAAUUCUCGUUCAAGCCGUUCAAGUCAAAACAAUACGGUUAGUAGUGGUAAAGAAGUGGGACAUUCAACUUCUUGGAAUACUAGUGGACAUUCUAAACAAGGAGAUAAGGGUCGUCGCUUUGGUGAUAGAGAAUUUAGUGAAAGAGAACGUACGCGUAGCUCAAACACAGAAUCUGAACAGGUUCCAGAAUGGAUGAAUGCUGGGCCAACUUCUGUUUUUGAUGUGAUUGAAUUGAAAGGAUUUGAUGAUGAUGAAGAACAACAAGAACAGCCAGCAGCUGAAAAAAAAAGAAAACGUUCCAAAGGAAGAAAAGAUUCAAAUAAUGGUAAUAAUCAUCUUAAAGCCAGUUCUGAAACUUAUACAGGCCCAACAACACAAAAAUCAUCUUCAACAUCAUCUCGUCAAAAAAGGCAUUCUAGUGGAGAUUGUGCACCAAACAAUAAUAAUAAAAAUAAUUCACGUCCGUCUUCUCGCAAUAAAACACCUCAAAGGACUGAUAGUUCGUUUAGUAAACAAUCUUCGCAUUCUCCUGUUAGGGUUAUACAGGCAGCAGAUUUGGAAUUAUCAAUACUUCGAGAACAUCAAGAAAAACUUGAAAAAGAAAAGAAGUCUUCAUCAACAACAAAAAUUGAAGAUUUAUCCACAACUUUUGAUUUAUUUGCAGCUUUGGGUAUACAACCACCUAAAGAGAAAGGGUCGGGUGAAAAAGGAAAUGAAAAUAAAUUACCAAAUUCUGAUGCUGAAUUUGCUGCUUGUAUUCUUGGUUUGCCUAUUGAUCAAAUUGCUAAAAUUAUGCCUAAUGUUAUCCCAUCAAUAAAUAAUAAUAAUGAUUCAAUACAACAAAAGCAUCAACAGCAGCAACAUCAACAACAAACAUUAGGAGAUCAUCAACCAACUACAAGUCGUUUACUUCGUUGGCAACAAAAAGCAACUUUUACAACAACAAAUUUAAAUACUGCUGCAAUAUCAGAAAAUAAUUUAAAUAAAAUUGGAGGAGGAGGGGGAGGAGAUGAAGAAUUGAAAAGUUUAAUAAGAAAGGAUUUGAUGAUGAAUAAUGAAGAAUCUACUACUAGUAAAAUGAACAAACAUUUGUUGUCUCUUCGAGCAGCACAAUUUGUUCCACAACAACCUUUUGUUUUCAAUCCCAGAAAUUCAUCUUCAUCACCAGCUCCAUCUUUUCAACAUCAACAACAUCAACAACCUUCACCAAUUUUAUCUCAACAACAUCAACAACAACAACGUCCAGCUAGUGCAGAAUAUUCUUCUCGUCUUUUUGCUUCAUCAUUUCCAUAUCCAAUAAUUGAUCAACAUUGUAGUCCACCACCUCAACUUACUCAAUUAUUUAAUUCUUCGGGAGCUGCUACAUUUGGUGGAGGUGGGGGAGGAGGAGGACCACCUUCCUUUGGAGGAGGAGGACCGCAUUUUGGAAGUGGAGGAAUUAAUCCUUUUGGAAGCGGUCAAUUUCCUGGUGGAAUGGGAGGAAAUCAAUACAACAAUCAACAGCAACAUCUUGGAGGUCCUCAUCAUCUUAACAACAAUUUUGGACCGCCUAUACCUCCAUAUGUUCCAAAUAUGCCUUUUACACCACCUUCACAUCAACAACAAUUUUAUCCUCCGUUUGGUGUGCCGACGGUUGGAGGAGGACCAGGGGGUCCAGGAUUUGGAGGAGGAAUGGGAGGUGCUGCUAGUGGUGGAGGUGGAAGUUUAACUUCAAACAAUUCUUCUGCUCUUUUACAAAAAAUGUUUGCUGAAGCAAAACGUAAUGAAUUUAUGCAAUCUCAAUCUGGUGGAAGAGCUAUGAUGAUUGGUGGUCCAUCUCAACAUCAUCUCAAUAACAAUUUUGCUCCCCAAUUACCUCCGUUUGCUCCAACAAUGCCGUUUACACCACCAACACAUCAUCAACAACCAUUUUAUCCUCCAUUCGGGGUUUCUGGGGGCGGCGGAGGACUUGGAGGAGGACCAGGAUUAAAUAAUCCAAAUAUUCCUCCAUAUCAUCCAAAUCGUCAACAAUCACCUUAUCAUUUAAUGAAUUUUCCUCCACCACUUGUAAAUACUCAACAGCAGCAACCGCAACAACAACAAAAAACGGUAACAACAACAACACAUCAUCAAAAUUUGCUCAAUUCACCUGCCUUUAUGCCAACAUCGGUAAUUCGACAAAUGUCAAAAAUGCCUGGAGGUGGUAGUUCUGUUAAUAGCGGUGGAGAUUCAGCUAGUGGAGUAGGCGGAGGUGUUGCUGUAACUGUUGGAGGAGGUGGAGGAGGAGGAACAAGCAGCAAUAUUUUUGCUGCUUCUGGAGGUAGUGGGGGUGGUGGUUUAACUUCAAACAAUUCUUCUGCUCUUUUACAAAAAAUGUUUGCUGAAGCAAAACGUAAUGAAUUGAUACAAUCUCAAUCAUCAUCUGGAAGAGCUAUUUUGGGACGUGAUCCAUAUUUGGAUGUUGGAAUUUUGACAACAACAACAGGUCAAGAAGCUCAAGGUAGUAUUAAUAUUACGACGACGACGACAACAAACCCAUCAUAAACAUUAAAUAUAUUUUAAUUAUUAUUUUAUUUUUUUUCUUCUUCUUGCUUUUAUUAUUAUUAUUUAAUUAUUUUUUUUGUUUUUUCUCCCUUUUAAAAAAUCUUAUUUAAAAAAAUUUUUGAUGAGAAAAUUUGAAGUCGUCAAAAAAAUUUAUUAUUAAAAUUGUGAUUGUCCACAUACGGGACACGCCCCCAAAUAGGCGCGCGGCAAAGUAGGCGCGCAAGGCUUUUAUCCCCCUCUCAUCUUCAAAACUUGCUGGAAAAUUUCUGGACUAAAUUUUGAAAAAUUCGGAAAUCUUGUAGCUUGACUUUGCGCCUACUUGGCCGCGCGCUAUUUGGGCCGAACCCUCUCCACAUAUUUUACUGGCUUUUUUCUCUCUAUUAUUAUUAUAUUGUUUUUGUGUGUUUUAAAAAAUGAAAAAUUUUAUUAUUUCCUUCAUCACCCCUCAUUUUCAAUCCCCCUCAACUUCAAUAAACACCUCUCUCUCUUCUAGGGAUGGCGGAUCCUGGGAAACCUCUGGAUAUCCAUAGCUUUUUUCUUUUGAUCUGAAAAUUUUGGGAUAUCCCGGGCAUUUUUCGGAUCCUGGGAUAUCUCCGGACAAUACGUGGGCGAAACAUGUUUUCGUUUGGUUAACGAGAAAUAAUAUUUUAAAAAUCUCGUUUCGGUUGAUCCGAAAAAAGUUUUUUUUUGAGUUUCGCCCAUAUCUCCUCUGUUACAGAUCCGUCAACCUUUUAUUAUUUAUACUUCUUUCUCGUCCUCCUAUUAUUAUUUUUUUUUUGUUCACAUUUGAAAAUAUAUUCUAGUAAAGUACCGUUAAAAUAGAUUUUAGAAAUUUUUUCUUUUAUAUUAAAAAUUUUGAUUUUUGGGUAAAAAAAUUGGAGAAAAAUAUAAAAAAAAAUUUUUUUUUUGUUGCACAUAUUUUAAAAUAAUAUUGAAAUAAAAAUAUUUCACAUUUGUAGAUUCAGAAUUAAAAAAAUAUUUUUGACAAGAAUAUUGGGGGAAAUUAAAAGAAUUUUUCAAAAUUUUUUAAUUAUUUAUUUCGCUACUAUCCCCUCCAAGACUGUCAAUAUCAGCAUUUAAUGUUGAGGGGCUUUGUGCUGCCAAUUCUGAAGAUCCUGUAUUCCGUCGAGAUCGCAUGCUUCCAGUACCACUGAUUGAUCGGGCAUAAUCAGAAAUCUAAAUUGUGUGUUAUUCUGAUUUUUAAGUUGAAGGUUCUGAUUUGUUCUGGUUUUUAAAACUGAUCUAAAGUUCUGAUUUGUUCUGAUUUCUAAAAUUCUGAUCUAAAAUUCUGAUAUUAAAUUCUUAAAUUCUGACUUGUUCUGAUUUUAAAAUUCUGAUUUUUAAAAAAAUUCUGAUUUGUUCUGAUUUAUAAAAUUCUGAUAUAAAAUUCUGAUUUUUGUUCUCAAUUUCCUGUUUCUCCUUAGUUCAUAACCUACUUUAACAUUUCCUCCACCGGGUACAUGAGUUAUAUUGUCGAGUGAACCAACUUUAGAGUUUGCCUUUACUUUUACAGGUUCAU